Messenger RNA from Drosophila serrata, 392 nucleotides. RefSeq lists its product as uncharacterized. The record is from RefSeq and is a predicted model, not a curated record. Gene Ontology annotation, molecular function: chitin binding. Gene Ontology annotation, cellular component: extracellular region. Lineage: Eukaryota; Metazoa; Arthropoda; Insecta; Diptera; Drosophilidae.
UUUUUGCAUUUAGAGAGUGUCAGGCAAUACAAAGCUAACAAUGCUGGUGAAAUUUAUUUUACUUAUGCUGCUGGUUAAUUUGCUGACAGCACUGCCAACUUCAGAAUUAAGUGACCAGUCCUCUGAGGAAGCUUGGAGUGUAGAGAAAGCCUGCGCCGAAAUUACAACCACGACCAUGGCAAGAAAUCAGGAUGAUCCUACAUGCAGCAGUUACGUAUAUUGUUAUUUUACAAAUGGACAAGUUCACGCACUAAUCAAGAGUUGCAAGAUGGGCUAUUAUUUUGACGACAGCUUCAAAAUCUGCGUCACCAUUAAACCGGAUGGUUGUACAUAAGCACCAACUUUCGUAGAAUUUCUUGCUAAUCUUUAACAUUGUUAUCGUUUUACCAAUA